AUGGCGCCGGUGUUCGACGGAUCGACGACGAAAAAGCGACACAUCUCGCUCGGAGGACGGCGAAAGGAUGAACCGUCGACGCAGCGGGCGCUGAUCGAGAGCGCGCGCGAGGCGCGGGAGCGGAGGGCGGCGCAGAGGGCGACGGCGACGGCGACGGCGACGGCGCAGCGGUUUCGACGAGGCGCGCGGGAGGUUAGACGCGCGAAAGCGGCGGUGAGGGAAGCGUACGCGAACGCGAGCGAAGGUGUGAUGGUUGAUGACGCGUCGUGCAGGGCUUUGGUGUAUUUUGGUGAUGGAUGGAGAGAUUGGGCGGCGUGCGCGGCGGCGUGUGAACGGUUGUACGCGGCGGCGACGACGACGACGAGCGUGGCGCCGAGCGAGGCGUUCGUGGAGAGAUGGGACGACGCGAUGCGGGCGUCGGGCGUGGAGCGCGCGCGAUGGGUGAUUAGGAUGCGGAAGAUGGUGCGGUUGAUCGUGGGGUCGCUUCGAGCGACGACGCGCUUGGAGGAGACGACUGGACGCGACGUCGCGGAGACGCACUUAGCGAGCGCUUUGUUGGCGCUCAUGGCGAGAGAUGACGCGAGAUGGAAAGAUACUGGCGUUCAAUUGUGCGCGACUCUGUGCUCGAACGAUGGUUUGGAAGAUGUGCGAGAGAUUUUGCUCGAUAUUUUGAGAAAUCAAAGUCGCCGCGACGACGUCGUUCGGGCGGCGAUGCUUAGGACGUGCGAAAACAUCGCGCGGUGUAGCGGUGACGACGCGAGUGGUGCGCUCGCGUCGAUGCUCGCGACGAUACCCGGGGUGUGGGACACGUUCGGGCCGGAGAUUCAUUCGAGAGAUUUGUGGUCGUUCGUCGUCGACGCGUUCAAGUCUGAUCGUCACGUCGACUCGGUGGCUACCGUCGCACUCGAGACGCCGCUGAGCGGCGUCGACGCCGCGCUCGGGAACGUGUUGCAACUCACGAAAACGUUCAUAGGUACGAUGGACUUUUCGCAGUCACAGAAUGUCGUCGUCGCGGUGACAAAACUCAUGGAGUCGUCUGUUUUGAGCGGCGCGCUCUUUGCCACAACGCCGAACGCGAUGGAGGACGAAGACGAUGACGAGGGCGGUGCGGACGACGACGACGACGACGACGAUAGCGUCAAGAUUGACUUACUCAAUCUUCGCGCCGUGCGCGCGGAGGCGCGUAAAAUUCGACGCGUGCCCCCUGACGUGGACAUGGAGGCGGUGCGAGCCACGAGGACGUGGAUGCAAACGCGCGAAUUCUUCGGCGACAACGCGUGUGUCGCGCGACUCGUCACAACGAUCAUGCCUGCGAACGACGCGCAGCGAUGCUUAGUAGGCAUCGAAGGGUUCACGCAUUUCGCGUGCGCGUGCGACAUGGUGCUCAGAGGCGCCGAGCGAGCGUCGUUCACGCGCGUGCUCACGUUUGGCACGGAUUGCAUCGCUCAACUUUGGCCCGCCCUCGAGCAUUGGAGGCAAACUUCCGGAGGUGGGCAAGAACGCUCGUUCCGCAGAGCCUUGGGCGUUUUCGCAAAGUUGUACAACACCUACACCGCUAUUUCCGACGAUGAAGAAUUUUAUCGUCUGGGAAAACCGCUCGGUCUCGAGGCGACGACGCGUCUCGUCGCAUUUUUAAGAGACACGCUCUGGACGUUGCU
Messenger RNA from Ostreococcus lucimarinus CCE9901, 1658 nucleotides. RefSeq lists its product with no specific name. The transcript has a single exon. The record is from RefSeq and is a predicted model, not a curated record. Lineage: Eukaryota; Viridiplantae; Chlorophyta; Mamiellophyceae; Mamiellales; Bathycoccaceae. The annotation marks the transcript as partial.